AUGGCGCCAGAACCCUCAUCCACUCCCAACAGCUCGAGCGCGGCGCCGACCCCGACUCCUUCACCAGCGCCCUCUCCCAUACCUCCCCCAGUCCCUGUCGAGACUCAUCCCAACCGAGGGAAACCGCAAGCUAACCGAAUCGCCCUUGACCCGAAUCGCCUUGCUCCUGAAGAUGCGUACAAGACCUUUUCGCCGCCGCGAUUGCGACCAGUCCCUGAGAUCAGUGGUUCUGCGGCCGCCAAUGCUGCCGCAGCCGCCCUCCGACCAGCAGUUGCAUCUCUACGGGCACCGCCUGCAAUCCCGCCGGUCGCCGCUAGACUAGCCGAAGAAAGACGACGGGCAGCCAGCAGGAGGCGGAAGCAACCUCACGUGUGGAAGAAAUUACUGUGGAUUAAACAGCAUGGAUUUCCCGACAACUAUACGGAUACCGAGACCUUCCUCGACCAUCUCCAGAGGAAUCCCCGGCUGAGACCCUAUGAUUUCUGGCCGUUGGUAGCAGACUCGGCGGUGAUUGUGCAGCACGUAUGCUCCGUGGCCAUCUUCAUUUGCGCCUACGCUGGAAUUUAUCAGGGCCGUCUGUCCCCGGUGUCGGUGGUAACCUGUGGCACGAUUUUGACGGUGGGUGGAUGGAUUAUGUGGGACUAUUGGAUGGGUCAGCAGGAAGCCGAAGAGUUGGCGGUGCUACACAAGGCAAACCGGCUUUCGGUCGAAGUGGACGAUGCUGCAAGUACCAGCUCUGGAGGCUCUUCUAAGAUCCAGAUGCAUGGCAACGGGCAUGUUGGCAAUGGACACGUGAACGGCUCCCUGGGAGGAAGAGGCGUUGGUCUGAAACUCUCGACCACGAACCUGGGAGUCAAGGAUCACGAAUCCAAGUUCCCCGGGAAGCAUGGCCAGUCCCUGUCCAAGUCAUCUUUCCAGUCGAUUUCUCCCAUCGACCCGCUGGGUGAUGGCUCCGUGGAACCGUUCCCCGACCUGGGACCGACGACAUCUCGACCCCAUGUGCCGCAGUCGCCCAGCAUGGUCUAUAGUCCAACGACGUUGCCAGCGACGAUAUCCCCUCGCAAUCAAGCACGACUCAAAACGCUCAAAUCUGCCUCGUUGAUCUAUUUUGCACUGUUGGGGCUCUCGCCGAUUCUCAAGUCGCUCACGAGAUCGACGUCGUCAGACUCGAUCUGGGCGCUGGCGACAUGGCUUCUGAUCAUCAACAUCUUUUUCUUCGACUAUGGAAGUCUCUACCUGCCCAAAAAGCCCGAGCGUGCGGAGCCAGCUGCCGGGAUGUCCAACGCCACACCCACCGGUCCAUCAACAUCUCAAUUGAGCAACACCUUCCGGCCGCCUCCCUUUCCAUCGUCUCUGUCGACCAAUGCCGCCUUGAUGGCCAGUACGGUGCUUGCCUCGCGGCUCAUGACUACCACGGCGGUGUUUAGCCUGACUCUGUUUUCGAUUCAGGUGUUUGGCCUUUUCCCCGUGUUCCGGCGGCAUCUCCAUUACAAAUCAUUUAAGCUGCACCUGCUUCUGACUUUCGCACUGGUCGCCAUGUCCACCUGCGGCCUGGGCUUGAUCUUAUCUAAAUCUUACACCCAUACCUAUGGCAACUGCGGGCUCUGCUGGGGUUGGAUCUGGCAUGUGAUUCUGCGGAGCACCAUCGGAUUUAUAGUCGGAGGAUUCAGCACAGCAUUUGUCAUGGGCGGAUGUUCGUGGUGGCUGAUUGGACUACAGCGAUAUAAGAACGUGGUGAUUGGGCCCUGGGAUCCUGCCAAACCUGUCCUUGCCGGCGGUGUCUAUGGAGGACGAAGCAGAACUGGCACCGACUGA
Fonsecaea erecta is the source of this 1815-nucleotide messenger RNA. RefSeq lists its product as hypothetical. Bases 1 to 1815 code for a protein of 604 amino acids. Gene Ontology annotation, biological process: GPI anchor biosynthetic process. Gene Ontology annotation, cellular component: membrane; glycosylphosphatidylinositol-N-acetylglucosaminyltransferase (GPI-GnT) complex. The record is from RefSeq and is a predicted model, not a curated record. The transcript has a single exon. Lineage: Eukaryota; Fungi; Ascomycota; Eurotiomycetes; Chaetothyriales; Herpotrichiellaceae.